UCCCAGAAGGCGUCGCGGCCGCGUCGUACCACUUUCGGCUGUAAAGAUGGCGGCUUCCUGGCGAGUCGGAGGCUAGUUUGGAGGGAGGCUCGGGCUACGAGGAAGAUCCUGGCUUCCCCCAUCCCUGCUCCAUCAAGCCACACAGGAGCCAUGGAAGUGGCCGAGCCCAGCAGCCCCACUGAGGAGGAGGAGGAAGAAGAGGAGCAGUCCGCCGAGCCUCGGCCUCGCACACGCUCCAACCCUGAGGGGGCUGAGGACCGGGCACUGGGGACACAGGCCAGCGUGGGCAGCCGCAGCGAGGGUGAGGGUGAGGCGGCCAGUGCUGACAAUGGGACCCCCAAUCCUCCAGGAGCUGGCCCCAAGCCCUGGCAGGUACCCCAGCCAAACCCUGAGAUCCAGAUUCGGACACCAAGGGUCAACUGUCCAGAGAAAGUGAUCAUCUGCCUGGACCUGUCGGAGGAAAUGUCGCUGCCAAAGCUGGAGUCAUUCAACGGCUCCAAAACCAACGCCCUCAACGUCUCCCAGAAGAUGAUCGAGAUGUUCGUGCGGACAAAACACAAGAUUGACAAGAGCCAUGAGUUUGCGCUGGUUGUGGUGAAUGAUGACACUGCCUGGCUGUCUGGCCUGACCUCCGACCCCCGCGAGCUCUGCAGCUGCCUCUAUGACCUGGAGACGGCCUCCUGUUCCACCUUCAAUCUGGAAGGUCUCUUCAGCCUCAUCCAGCAGAAGACUGAGCUGCCGAUCACAGAGAAUGUGCAGACAAUUCCACCGCCAUACGUGGUCCGCACCAUCCUUGUCUACAGCCGUCCGCCUCGCCAGCCCCAGUUCUCUCUGACAGAGCCCAUGAAGAAAAUGUUCCAGUGCCCAUAUUUCUUCUUUGACGUUGUUUACAUCCACAAUGGCGUGGAUGAGAAGGAGGAGGAGAUGAGCUGGAAGGAUAUGUUUGCCUACAUGGGCAGCCUGGAUACCAAGGGUACCAGCUACAAGUACGAGGUGGCGCUGGCUGGGCCAGCCCUGGAAUUACACAACUGCAUGGCAAAGCUGUUGGCUCACCCACUGCAGCGGCCCUGCCAGAGCCAUGCCUCCUACAGCCUGCUGGAGGAGGACGAUGAAGUCACCGAGGUUGAGGCCACCGUCUGAACUAUCCCUGUACAUCUCAAACUCCUCAUACAAUGAAACCCUUGGCCUAGAGUACUGGUUCUCAAAACUGGUCUCUGUGGGACCCCCGGGGGUUCCAGGAGGCGUAUCUAGGGCACCUGGGGGGCCCUGGGAGGAAACCCAGGAUUCCAGGAGGCAUCCCAGGACCUCUGGGCACCUAUCUCCAGUGUUUUCCAGCCCACACUCACUCCUAGUUUGUCAAUUACAAUUUUUGUUUUUCCUCGUAUAAUUUUUGUUAUAAAAAUAAAAAUCUGAGAAUCCCUAACCCAAGGCCA
This is a messenger RNA of Galeopterus variegatus (Sunda flying lemur), 1433 nucleotides long. It is a transcript of the gene BABAM1, whose product is annotated as BRISC and BRCA1 A complex member 1. Gene Ontology annotation, biological process: positive regulation of DNA repair; protein K63-linked deubiquitination; mitotic G2 DNA damage checkpoint signaling. Gene Ontology annotation, cellular component: nuclear body; BRCA1-A complex; BRISC complex. The record is from RefSeq and is a predicted model, not a curated record. The coding region runs from base 151 to 1140 and encodes 329 amino acids. NCBI's taxonomy places the organism in Eukaryota, Metazoa, Chordata, Mammalia, Dermoptera, Cynocephalidae. The transcript has 9 exons.